UAUGUUGGCAUGGUUCUUGCGCUUGGCACACUGCUAAGCCACCGUAACAAAGACAUGGGCAACACUCAGGUUCAGCCUCCAGAGGAAGCCCUCUGCGACCUGGACACACAUCAGGGUUUACCGGUGGUCCAGCUCUAUGUAAUGCCGUCCUUCUUCCUGGCGGUGCUGAUCCUCGGGCUUCCCCUCAACCUGCUCUCCCUCUGGGUUUACUUUCACCGCCUGCGUCGUUGGACCCGCAGCACGGUGUUCCUCUUCAACCUGACCCUGGCUGACACCGCCUGGCUGCUGGCCUUACCUUUCCUCAUCCACUACCAUCUGGAGCGGCUCUACUGGAAGCUGGGGCUGCCGCUCUGCACAGCUGUCAGGAUGCUCUACCACAACUACUUCUACCUCAGCAUCUUCUUCGUCACCUGCGUCAGUGUGGACCGGUACCUGGCCAUCGUGCACCCGCUGCGCUCGCUGGUGCUGCUGGGCCGGAGGAAGACGUGCCUGCUGUGUGCGGCGGUGUGGGCGGCCACUCUGGUCCUCAGCAUACCUGUUGCCAGAAUGACUCAUGUCCAGACUUGCCCUGGGAGCAACCGCACGGUCUGUACCCUGUACGUACUGCUAAGUGAGACCGGGGAGAGCCUCCCCUAUUCCAUCUUCUGCUCCACCGUCGCCUUUCUCCUCCCGCUGCUCUCCAUCUGUUACUGCGGCCUGCGCAGCGUCAGAGAGCUGCGCCGCAGGCCCGGCCCGCACCACAAGCAGCGCCGGCUCCGGCGGGUGCUGAGCGCAGCGCUGGUUCUCUUCGCCUUGUUUUACCUGCCCUACCACCUGAGCCGCAAUGCCGCCGUAGUGAUGCGGGCAGUCUACCCUGACGACCACGCCUCCUGGGGGCCCCCAGACCUGGCCUUCGCCCUGGAGAUGUGCUUCUGCAGCCUCAUCACCUGCGUCAACCCUCUGUUCAGCUGCUUCAUAGGCCGCCAGUUCCGAGAAGAUUUUCACUACACGUUUACUCUCAUGUUUUCCCAGUGUCCAGGCAUGCAGGUGGCCUCUCUCAUAUCCAAGCGGACCCGCAUGACGGUGAAGAAGAGGCAGGGGAUGUCCACUGUUACACCCGUGUGCGCACUGCCUGCGUCUGGAUCCCAAUGAGCUGUGCAAACGUUAAUCACCUGUAGGCUACGUGUCUACUAUGAAACUGUAUAGAUACCCUUUGUAUGUUCUUUGUUUAAUCAGCUGUUUUCUUUGAUUGACAGAAUCAGACGAAUCCACUGUAACAAUGGUUUCCAGUCUCUUAUCUCAUCUCAUGUCAGUUGAGGUUUGGUCUCCUCAACUUCCUUCACAACACUGCCUCUGCGUGGCUGACUGCACACGCUACUUUACACUUGCUGUGAAUAUAAGGCCUUUCUUUAUUUCUUUAAAAAAAAUAUCUGAAUUCACAGCUAAUGAAAUUAAGUGAAAAUAAAUAUUUUUUGAAAAUGUG
This is a messenger RNA of Seriola aureovittata, 1462 nucleotides long. RefSeq names its product P2Y purinoceptor 4-like. Gene Ontology annotation, molecular function: G protein-coupled receptor activity. Gene Ontology annotation, cellular component: plasma membrane. Gene Ontology annotation, biological process: G protein-coupled receptor signaling pathway. The transcript is spliced from 2 exons. Lineage: Eukaryota; Metazoa; Chordata; Actinopteri; Carangiformes; Carangidae. The record is from RefSeq and is a predicted model, not a curated record. Bases 10 to 1131 code for a protein of 373 amino acids.